AUGAACGGGCACCCGUCGGAAUUCACUUCUCAGAAAAAGGCAUUGACAAACUGCAAUGCCGGCGACAAUGUUCUCUUCGGCCCUGUCCGCCGCCCGGGCCCCGGCUCCGGCUUUGCUCCGGAGAACUCGGUUGCACCGAAAGUCACCAAACGAUUGGGCACGAUUUCGGUCUUCCGGCCGUAUUCCUCGGCUACCCAGACAGCCCCCAAUCCCAAGGCGUACCUCGAUAGCGGGGUUAUCAAGCCCAAGUUGAAUGUCGAUGUCAAGAAGGUCCUUGUUAUUGGUAGUGGAGGCCUUGCCAUUGGACAGGCUGGUGAAUUCGAUUAUUCAGGAUCACAAGCUCUGAAGGCCCUCAAGGAGGCCGGUGUCGCUUCCGUCCUCAUUAACCCCAACAUUGCAACCAUUCAAACCAACCACUCCCUUGCCGAUGAAGUCUACUAUCUGCCCGUUACCCCGGAAUAUGUCAGCUAUGUCAUCGAAAAGGAGAAGCCCGAUGGUAUUUUCCUGUCUUUCGGUGGUCAGACUGCCCUCAACUUGGGCGUCCAGAUGCAGCGACAAGGUCUGUUUGAGAAGUAUGGCGUCAAGGUUCUCGGCACUAGUGUGAGGACCCUCGAGGUCAGUGAGGACCGAGACCUCUUUGCCAAGGCUCUUGAAGAGAUCAACAUUCCCAUUGCCAAGUCAAUUGCUGUCAGCACCGUGGAUGAGGCUCUCAGUGCCGCUGAUAAGAUCGGAUACCCCAUCAUUGUUCGCGCUGCUUAUGCCCUUGGUGGUCUGGGAUCCGGUUUCGCCAACAACGAAGAGGAGCUUCGUAACAUGGCUGCUCGAUCACUCACUCUUUCCCCCCAGAUUCUGGUUGAAAAAUCACUCAAGGGAUGGAAGGAAGUCGAGUAUGAGGUUGUUCGAGACGCCAACAACAACUGUAUCACCGUUUGCAACAUGGAGAACUUCGACCCCCUGGGUAUUCACACUGGUGACUCCAUUGUCGUGGCUCCUAGUCAAACGCUGAGUGACGAGGAGUACCACAUGCUCCGUACCGCCGCCAUUAAGAUCGUCCGUCAUCUGGGUGUCGUCGGAGAGUGUAACGUCCAAUACGCCCUGCAGCCCGACGGUCUCGACUACCGUGUCAUUGAGGUCAACGCCCGUCUUUCGCGAUCUUCCGCACUUGCUUCCAAGGCUACCGGAUACCCUCUGGCUUAUACUGCUGCCAAGAUCGGUUUGGGACACAGUCUUCCUGAGCUCCCCAACGCUGUUACCAAAACCACCACUGCCAACUUUGAACCCUCUUUGGAUUACAUCGUCACCAAGAUCCCUCGAUGGGAUCUUUCCAAGUUCCAGCACGUGAAGCGCGACAUUGGAAGUGCUAUGAAGUCUGUUGGUGAGGUUAUGGCUAUCGGUCGAACCUUUGAAGAGUCUUUCCAGAAGGCUAUCCGCCAGGUUGAUCCCAAGUUUGUCGGUUUCCAGGGUGACAAGUUCGAAGACCUCGACUUUGAGCUUCAAAACCCUACCGAUCGCCGAUGGCUCGCUGUUGGCCAGGCCAUGCUCCAUGAAAACUACUCUGUUGAAAAGGUUCACGACUUGACAAAGAUUGACAAGUGGUUCCUGUACAAGCUCCAGAAUAUUGUUGACUGCACUCGUGAGCUUCAAACUGCUGGUAGCCUCGAUGCCCUGCAGAAGGAACAGAUCCUCAAGGCAAAGAAGAUGGGUUUCUCCGAUCGACAGAUUGCAAACGCUGUCAACAGCACCGAAGACGAAGUUCGAGCUCGUCGUCUGAGCUUCGACAUUCGACCAUGGGUUAAGAAGAUUGAUACCCUGGCUGCAGAGUUCCCUGCUGACACUAACUACCUGUAUACCACUUACAACGGAUCUUCUCAUGACGUCACUUUUGAAGAUAAGGGUACUGUUAUCCUUGGUAGUGGUGUCUACCGUAUCGGCAGCUCGGUCGAGUUCGACUGGUGUGCUGUUGGAGCUACCCAGGCUCUUCGAGAGAUGGGAGAGAAGACUGUAAUGAUCAACUAUAACCCGGAGACUUACAGCACCGAUUUCGACACUGCUGAUAAGCUUUACUUUGAAGAGUUGAGCUACGAGCGUGUCAUGGAUAUCUACGAGCUGGAGAACGCAUCUGGUGUUGUGGUGUCUGUGGGCGGUCAGCUACCCCAGAACAUCGCCCUUCGCCUGCAGGAGACUGGCGGCGCUAACGUGCUUGGCACUGAUCCCAAGGACAUUGACAAGGCCGAGGACCGUCAAAAAUUCUCUGAGAUUCUUGACAGCAUCGGUGUUGACCAGCCUGCAUGGAAGGAGCUCACCUCUGUUCAGGAGGCUGAAGACUUUGCCAACCAAGUGGGCUACCCUGUCCUGGUUCGUCCCAGUUAUGUUCUCUCUGGAGCUGCUAUGACUGUCAUCCGCAGCCAGGAGGACCUCAAGGAGAAGCUGGAGGCUGCAGCCAACGUUUCCCCCGACCACCCCGUUGUUAUCACCAAGUUCAUCGAGGGCGCUCAGGAAAUUGAUGUCGAUGGUGUUGCUUCUGAGGGUAACCUGGUUAUCCACGCCGUCAGUGAGCACGUUGAGCAGGCUGGUGUCCACUCCGGUGACGCUACCCUUGUUCUACCUCCUGUCAACCUUGAUGCCAGCAUCAUGGAGCGUCUGAAGGAGAUUGCACAGAAGGUUGCCAAGGCCUGGAAGAUUACUGGUCCCUUCAACAUGCAGAUCAUCAAGGCUGAAAAUCCCGAGGGUGGCGAGCCUCUGCUCAAGGUCAUCGAGUGCAACCUCCGUGCUUCUCGAUCAUUCCCCUUCGUUAGCAAGGUCCUUGGAACCAACUUCAUUGAUGUUGCUACCAAGGCCCUCGUUGGCAAGAAUGUCCCUGAGCCCACCGAUCUCAUGGCCAUCGAGCGUGAUUACCUUGCCACCAAGGUGCCCCAGUUCUCCUGGACUCGUCUCGCUGGUGCGGAUCCCUUCUUGGGCGUCGAGAUGGCUUCUACUGGUGAGAUGGCCUGCUUCGGAAAGAACCUCGUUGAGGCUUACUGGACUUCUCUCCAAUCCACCAUGAACUUCCGUAUGCCUGAGCCUGGCGAGGGUCUGCUUUUCGGUGGUGAAAUCGAUAAGUCUUGGUUGACCCAGGUCGUCGACUACCUUGCGCCUCUCGGCUACACUCUGUACGCCGCCAGCAACGAUGUCAAGAACUUCAUUGAGACCAGCUCAAAACACCAGGUCAAGGUUGAGGUGAUUGAGUUCCCCACCGAGGACAAGCGUGCUCUCCGUGAGGUCUUCAAGAAGUACGACAUCCGCGGUGUCUUCAACUUGGCCCUUGCCCGUGGCAAGACCACCUCCGAUGUCGACUAUGUCAUGCGCCGAAACGCCGUCGACUUUGGCGUGCCUCUGUUCAUGGAGCCCCAGACCGCUAUCCUUUUCGCCCAGUGCAUGAGCGAGAAGCUUCCUCGCCCCGAGGGCAUCCCCUCCGAAGUCCGCGCUUGGUCUGACUUCAUUGGCGGCAAGCCCCUGUAA
Molecule: messenger RNA, 3498 nt
Organism: Trichoderma breve
Lineage: Eukaryota; Fungi; Ascomycota; Sordariomycetes; Hypocreales; Hypocreaceae
Product: carbamoyl-phosphate synthase L chain, ATP binding domain-containing protein
Exons: 5
Coding region: 1-3498 (1165 amino acids)
Biological process (GO): L-citrulline biosynthetic process; 'de novo' pyrimidine nucleobase biosynthetic process; UTP biosynthetic process
Cellular component (GO): cytosol; cytoplasm
Molecular function (GO): ATP binding; metal ion binding; dihydroorotase activity
Source: RefSeq, a predicted model, not a curated record